AUGUUGGCCCAGCGCUGGGGUGAGGGCACCUGCAGUGGGGGAGAAGCAGGUGACGUGUGGCUUCUGGACUCCGCCGCUCUGUCACCCGUUUAUGACUCCAGGGAACACAGUGCCCUUGGGGGGCCUCCCUCCUGCCCUGGCCACCUGGGCCCUGCCGUCCUCCCGGUCCUGCCUCCCGGGCCACAGGUGCCACCGCAGACCUCUGCUGCAGGGGACUUCGCCUUCAUCUUGCCCUCGAAUCGACCAAAACGCUCCACGAGUGACAGCCGAGGCGUGGUCAGUGCACAGGAGGCGGCAUCAGCCAGAAAAAUGAGUGACAACCUUAGCUGGGGUGACAGGCGCGGCCGCUGGUCCAACAGCUUGGAUGAGUUUGGGGAGGAUGAAGGGCACCUCGCAAAGGGCCCAAGACGGACGGCCACUCCAAGCCAGGGUGGGGACCUGCCCAGGCAGCGCCGGCUCUCCCAGCUCCUGGCCCAGCUCACCCUGCGGGGCUCUGAUGCCGCUUCUCUCCUCGGCGCAGUUCCUGGUCUGUACCCUGAGGACGGAUCCCGGGGCUACGUCAAGCUCCUGCCAGCUGAGAAGGGGGCCCUGGAGAGCCCAGGGAGACGUGGGCGUGCAGGAGAAGCCCAGCGUGUGGAGUCAUCUUGCCACCUUUCAACAUGCCCCCUGCUGAUCUGUGCCCUUGAACUCCACAGGGCAAACCUGGUGGACCUGCAGAAGAAGCUGGAGGAGCUGGAGCUAGACGAGCAGCAAAAGAAGCGGUUAGAGGCCUUCCUGACUCAGAAGGCCAAGGUUGGUGAGCUCAAGGACGACGACUUUGAAAGGAUCUCAGAGCUGGGAGCUGGCAAUGGCGGGGUGGUCACGAAGGUCCAGCACAGGCCAUCGGGCCUCAUCAUGGCCAGAAAGCUGAUCCACCUGGAGAUCAAGCCAGCCAUCCGGAACCAGAUCAUCCGCGAGCUUCAGGUCCUACAUGAGUGCAACUCCCCGUACAUCGUGGGCUUCUACGGCGCCUUCUACAGCGACGGGGAGAUCAGCAUCUGCAUGGAGCACAUGGACGGGGGCUCCCUGGACCAGGUGUUGAAGGAGGCCAAGAGGAUCCCCGAGGAGAUCUUGGGGAAGGUCAGCAUUGCGGUUCUCCGGGGCCUGGCAUACCUUCGAGAAAAGCAUCAGAUCAUGCACCGAGAUGUGAAACCCUCCAACAUCCUGGUCAACUCCAGAGGGGAGAUCAAGCUGUGCGACUUCGGGGUGAGCGGGCAGCUCAUCGAUUCCAUGGCCAACUCCUUCGUGGGAACGCGGUCCUACAUGUCUCCAGAGCGAUUGCAAGGCACACACUAUUCGGUGCAGUCGGACAUCUGGAGCAUGGGCCUGUCCUUGGUGGAGCUGUCUAUCGGGAGGUACCCCAUUCCCCCACCCGAUGCCAAGGAGCUGGAGGCCAUCUUCGGCAGGCCCGUGGGCAACGGUGCAGAAGGAGAGCCCCACAGCACCUCACCCCGGCCGAGACCCCCUGGGCGCCCCAUCAGCGGUCACGGGAUGGACAGCCGGCCAGCCAUGGCCAUCUUCGAGCUGCUGGACUACAUUGUGAAUGAGCCACCUCCCAAGCUACCCAGUGGCGUGUUCAGCCCACACUUCCAGGAAUUCGUGCAUAAAUGCCUCAUUAAGAACCCAGCAGAACGAGCAGAUCUGAAGAUGCUCAUGGGCCAUGCCUUCAUCAAGCGCUCAGAGGCUGAAGAGGUGGACUUCGCCGGCUGGCUGUGCAGGACCCUGCGGCUCAACCAGCCCAGCACACCCACGCGCACCGCUGUGUGACGGCCACCCGGGCUCCCGCGUCUGGCCGCCUGCCUGCCCCAUCUGUGCCCACCCUCUGGCCCCUCCUGCCCUGGGAACAUUUGUGUCCUCAUGUCCCCUGGGUUGCUGCCUGGCCUGGGAGGGACACUGCUCCUGUCACCGUCUAGGAACCUGCUUACUUAGUUUAAAACAAAACAGGGAGAGGAAAAGCAAA
This is a messenger RNA of Ictidomys tridecemlineatus (thirteen-lined ground squirrel), 1999 nucleotides long. The record is from RefSeq and is a predicted model, not a curated record. NCBI's taxonomy places the organism in Eukaryota, Metazoa, Chordata, Mammalia, Rodentia, Sciuridae.